AUGGCAUGCGAGCAGGGAAAGUUGGCAGACUUCAAAGGGAAAACAUUGGAAGAGAUUACCAUAGAGCCCAGAGAAACUGUUCAGACAAUAACAGAAGAGUGGGAUGAUGAAGAAGAGAGUCUGAAUGAAGAGUCCAUUGAGGCCAGUGGAUCCAGCUCCUCUGUGAGUCGUAUGACAAGUCAAGAAGAUUAUGACUCAUCGGUGCCACCGAGCCAAUUCAGUGCAGAUGUUUCAGAAUCAAGUUCAUCUUCAGAACUUUUGCUGCAGCCUUCUGACUCAGACUCAUCAGUGCGACCCCAGCGCUGUUCCACCCCAAGACGAUCAUCAGCUUUUAAACCUUCAUCUUCAUCAUCAGACAGCAGAGUCUCACAAAGAUCAACCAGUUCAGCAGAAAAGAAGCCUAAAACAACUCAUUCAGGUAUGGAAUGUAAGGGUUCAUGUCUGCCUUCAUGGUUUCCUGUUAGUUAG
This is a messenger RNA of Gadus morhua (Atlantic cod), 468 nucleotides long. RefSeq names its product suppressor protein SRP40-like. The coding region runs from base 1 to 468 and encodes 155 amino acids. The transcript has 7 exons. The record is from RefSeq and is a predicted model, not a curated record. Lineage: Eukaryota; Metazoa; Chordata; Actinopteri; Gadiformes; Gadidae.